Messenger RNA from Fonticula alba, 2716 nucleotides. RefSeq lists its product as hypothetical. Gene Ontology annotation, molecular function: RNA helicase activity; nucleic acid binding; ATP binding. NCBI's taxonomy places the organism in Eukaryota, Rotosphaerida, Fonticulaceae. Bases 121 to 2625 code for a protein of 834 amino acids. Gene Ontology annotation, biological process: rRNA processing. The transcript has 10 exons. The record is from RefSeq and is a predicted model, not a curated record. Gene Ontology annotation, cellular component: nucleus.
CUCUCUCUCUCUCUCUUUCCCCUCGUCCUCUCUGCAUUUCCCCCCGGUUUCCACCCUCGCUGCUCCUCCUGUGUCCCUCCUGUGAGCCACUCGUCCCAUCCAUCGCCGUCGCCACCAACGAUGAAGGUCGCCCGCCAGCACUCCAAGGGGAAGGCCCCCCGCACCAAGGAUGGCCGUAAGGACCGGCUUGGUGGCAAGGCCGCUACUCCGACCGCCACCUCCACCAAGAAGGCUGACCCGGUGACCUUCCUAGAUCUGAACCUCAGCGACAAGACCAUUGCCGGCUUGACCAAGUCCAAGUACACCAAAAUGACUGAGAUCCAGAAGCGCGCCAUCCCCCUGGCGCUGACUGGGAAGGAUAUUCUCGGCGCGGCGAAGACCGGCUCUGGCAAGACCCUGUCCUACCUGAUUCCGAUGCUUGAGCGCUUGCACAAGCAGAGUUGGUCUCGUGUCGAUGGUAUUGGUGCCAUCGUCCUUUCGCCGACGCGCGAGCUGGCUCUUCAAAUUUUCAAUGUCCUGCGCAAGGUCGGCCGGGAGCACAACUUCUCGGCCGGUCUGGUGACCGGUGGCAAGGACCUGCAGGCCGAGGCCGGCAGCAUUCGCCACAUGAAUAUCCUCAUUUGCACCCCGGGUCGACUGCUGCAGCAUCUGAGUGAGACGCCGGACUUCAACUGCGACAACCUGUCGAUGCUGGUCCUGGAUGAGGCCGAUCGGAUCUUGGACAUGGGCUUCGCCAAGACGCUGAACGCCAUUUUGGAGUACUUCCCAAGCGAGCGCCAGACGAUGCUCUUCUCCGCCACGCAGACCAAGUCCCUGUCGGAUAUUGCCCGGCUGUCGAUGAACGACCCGGAGUAUGUGGCCGUGCAUGAGGCGUCUGCGCAUGCCACUCCCCAGGCGCUGCAGCAAACAUACAUCACUUGUGCCCUGCCGGAGAAGCUGGAUGUCCUUUUCUCCUUCCUGCGCAACCACCCGCGCAUCAAGUGCAUUGCCUUCCUUUCCAGCUGCAAGCAGGUCCGCUUUGUGCAGGAGACUUUCCACCGCCUGCGCCCGGGCAUUCACUGCAUGGCCCUGCACGGGAAGCAGAAGCAGCUCAAGCGCAUGGCCAUCUUCGAGGACUUCCUCCGCCGAGAGCACGCGGUCCUGUUCGCCACCGACAUUGCCGCUCGCGGUCUUGAUUUCCCUUCGGUCGACUGGGUCGUGCAGGUGGACUGCCCGGACGAUGUGGAUACCUACAUCCACCGGGUGGGGCGGACUGCUCGCUUCAACUCGGCCGGGCAGUCCAUGAUGCUGCUGCUGCCGAGCGAGGAGCCGGCCAUGAUCAAGCUGCUGGAAGAGCGCCGGGUGCCGGUGCAGAAGAUCCACAUCAACCCGGCCCAUACGGUGUCCAUCUCCAAGCAAAUGGUGUCCUUCGCCACGCAGGACGCCGAGGUGAAGUACCUCGCCCAGCGGGCCUUCGUCUCGUAUGUCCGGUCCAUUUUCCUGAAGUCCAACAAGGAGGUCUUCGAUGUGACGGAGCUCCCUCUCGAGGAGUACGCCUAUUCGCUGGGGCUGCCGGGCGCGCCGCGCAUUCGCUUUGUCACGAAAUCCAAGGCCCUGAAGAAUGCCUCGCGUGACAUCCAGCAAGUCCUGGAGUCCAUCGAGGAGACGGAGGAGAAGGACGACAAGGAGGCCAAGGGCCAGCUGGCCUCGGACAGCAGCGAUGCCGACUCGGACGGCGGGGAGAGCUCGGACUCCGGCUCGGACUCCGGCUCGGACUCGGACUCCGACGCCGAGGGCAAGAAGCCCCUGCUUGACGGCUUGAACCCGCGCAACCGGCCCUCUCAGCGGAUGGAGAAGCUCUUCCGCCGGUCGGGCACCCGGCUGACUGCCACGCGCGAUGUCAUCCAUGACAGCAGCUCGGAUUCCGGCUCGGAGUCGUCCGACGCCGGCAGCGAUUCGGACUCCGAUGAUCUCUUCAAGAUCAAGCGUCACGACCAUGAGCUGGCCGAGGAGAUUGAUGCCAUCAAGCUCCUGCCCUCCGGGCCCCAGUCGCACCGUGACAAGUUGAAGACCCUGAAGCGUCACCGGAUGAAGACCCUCGGCUCGGGCACGCGCACCCUCUUCGACGAGGAGGGCGUUGGCCGGGAGCUGAAGUUCGUCGAGGACGAGUCCACCUUCCAGCAUGACACCGCGGUUCUGCAGGCCGAGGAGUACAUCGCUCGCGAGCGGGAGACCCUGCAGGUGGCCGACAUCCAGGACAAGGAUCUUCAGAGGCUGAAGCUGCGCGAGCGCCGUGUCCUGGCCAAGAUGAAGGAGAAGCAGGAGGCCGGCGAGAUUGAGAGCGCCCGGGUGGCCUUCGAGGAGUGGCGCAAGGCGCGCGACGAGAAGAUCGCUGCGCGCAAGGCCGCCGGCGCCGCCCGGGCCAUGCGCUCUGACGAUGAGGAUGACAUGGAGGAGGAUGCCGCUCCCCCGGGGGACGAGUCCUCGUCCGAUGAGGAGGAUGCUUUCCGGUCGCCGGCUGGCAGCAAGCGCGGCUACUCGCCGGCUGGGGAGGACACCUCGCCGGCCAAGCGUGCCCGCCCGGCCGAGAUCCCAGCCACCCUCGAGUCCCAGGAAGACCUCAUCCUGCAGAUGCUCAACUCUUGAUUCGCCAGAGGACGCGCGUCGUGCGCACCCGCUAUCCCCCUCCCCCCCCGCCUCCCUCCUCUGGGAGGCAGUGUGUGUGUGUGUGUGUGUG